Molecule: messenger RNA, 1933 nt
Organism: Photinus pyralis (common eastern firefly)
Lineage: Eukaryota; Metazoa; Arthropoda; Insecta; Coleoptera; Lampyridae
Product: synaptogyrin
Exons: 7
Coding region: 275-946 (223 amino acids)
Cellular component (GO): synaptic vesicle membrane; neuromuscular junction
Source: RefSeq, a predicted model, not a curated record
AUAGAAUGUCGCAUCUAUUCUCGGUAUGACAAAAGAAUUGGAGAAAUGGAUCUUGGUAAAACGAGAGUGAAUUUUGAAACAAUAAUAAAGGAGGAGGAGUGGGAGUACUCUCCACUUCGACUUGCGAUUACGCUUUAAAUAAUGCAGUAGCGGGAAGUGUCCCUUUUCCUAUCGAAAGGAAGUCGGUACCGACUCCCUCUACUCGUACGGCAGUUCAGUACGUGACCUUGAAUCAAACCUGUCGUCAAACUUCAAAAUUCUCUGAACUCUUGUGAUGAACAUGGAAAGUGUCGGUGCGUACGGGGGCGGCAAAGCAGGGGGUACCUUCGAUCCCAUCGCCUUCGCCAAAAGGCCCCAGGUUAUACUGAGGGCCGUCUCUUGGCUCUUUGCCGUGAUCGUAUUUGGCUGCAUUUCGUCGCAAGGAUGGAUGUCCGAUCCGGUGUCACAAAAGGAGGAGUGUUUAUAUAACAAAGACAGUAACGCGUGUAAUUAUGGAGUCGGUAUAUCCGUCAUCGCGUUCUUAGCUAGCAUGGGUUUCCUAGCUGGCGAAUAUCUUUUUGAACAAAUGUCCUCCGUCAAGACGCGCAAACAUUACGUCCUCGCCGAUCUCGGAUUUUCUGGAUUUUGGGCUUUUUUAUAUUUCGUGGGUUUCUGGUACCUCGCGAGCCAGUGGGGUAAGAGCGACACUCCGAAGAACGGGUACGGUGUCAAUAACGUGCAGGCGGCCAUUGCGUUCUCAUUUUUUGCGAUAUUUUCUUGGGCCGGAUCCGCAUUCUUCGCGUAUAAGCGUUUUCGGCAGGGCUCCGACGCCGCGUUCGCACCUAGUUACGAAGCCGAUACAUCGCUACCUAGCGCUUAUCCGUCAUAUCCCGGUGGUCCCGAUACGGAUCAACAUUAUCAAGAGCCACCUUUUACAGCAGGUGGGAACCAAAGAGGUCUGUAUUAGAAGUCACAAAGGAGACAGCUCCCGGCGACUUUUCCGCACCCGCAUACUAAAUAUACGUUAUAAAAAUGUUGGAAGAUAGCUGCCAUAAAAUGUCUAGGUACAUCGUAUCUCUCAAAUAUAACUUACAUAUAUUUGGUCGUCAGUACUUAGGAAAGUAUUCUGUAUUCCGGAGAUUUUUUUACCUAAUAUUGAUCUUUACGCAUAUAUUUUGUUGAUACUUUAGAUAUUUAUUUUGCCAUAAAUAUGAUAAUGUAGUGAUAUUAAUGUACAGACGUAGACGUAAUUAUUCUCAGAGAGGGCUUUUUAGUUGGAACUGUUUUGUUUUGUGAUAAUUUUUAUUUUAGUAUCAUUUUUAGAUUGGACGUAUUUCUUGGAUGUGGUUAGACAAAUACACUUUUACUUACGUACGUUAAUGUGUAGAUAUAUUAAGAAGUGUUUACGAUUGCGCGUUGGAAAACACGACAGCUGUGUUGGGUACAUUGAUGUUGAUUACAAAUUCUUUUUUGUAUAGCGUCGAGAGGCUUUCUUUAUGAUGUAGAAUGGUUGCAUUCCACUCUCUUUAUCUGCUGGUAUUUUGAAUCAAGUCAAAUGACGUACCAGGAGUUGGAGAUGUUGUCAUGUUUAAUAAUUCUUUGUGUUCGCUUUCAAUAUAGAAUUCGUAGGAGCUUCACCAUCUACAUUUAAAUAAAAAUGUUUUUGAGAGUCGCGCUUGAAUUGUUUGUUAUGCAGUAUGUGAAAAUAUCAAUAGCGAUAACAGUUUAUUACAUAAGAAACCAGUGUCUGUAUUAAAUGUGUUGUCUAAUGAUCUACUCUACAUUUUGUGGUCUUUUUUUAAAAACGAAUGGACAGUUUUAUCAUUUAGCAAUAAAUUAGAACUUUAAGUAAUUACGCAUCGUGUAUAAUUCGUUUAAAGCACUGCAAAAACUAGACUACUGAGUUGAGGUUACCUGUUUAUUAAAUUCCUGUACUUUUUCGUUAGUGAGACUA